This is a messenger RNA of Auanema sp. JU1783, 1011 nucleotides long. The record is from the annotation of a GenBank genome assembly. Lineage: Eukaryota; Metazoa; Nematoda; Chromadorea; Rhabditida; Rhabditidae.
AUGGUAUACAGUCACAAUACUACUCUGGUUACUAGAAGGUUGAAAAGGAUAGGGGAGAACUCGGUUGACAGUUACAGAACACUAGCUAAGCCUCUUAAUCCAAUACACGAAGAUGCCUUGAAGAGAUUCAUGCAUGCUCAAAGGCUGGACAUACAGCAACGUUAUGAUAACAUAUUCAACGAAGAAAUUCAUGAUCGGCUGCGUGAUUGGGAGAAACUCAAAUCUACUAUUCCAUUGACUGCUCAGAAGCAAAUGUUCAAGAAAUUCAUCUUUGAUGAGCAGCUCGAAGCUUAUCGCAAACUGCGACAUGAAAGUAAAGCAGCUAAGCUUCUCCAAGCAGUAUUUCAAGGUAUUACGUUACAACAUAACUUGCUUGUAAGCCUUGGGGAGAAACAUUUCUUCGAAUAUCUUCUACAAAAUACAUUUCCUGAUCCAAUUAACUGUGUUAUUAUCAUUGAUCAUCCGGGUUUAAAGGUCAUCUUAGAUGAAGAUGAAUGGCUUUUCUAUAAGAAACAGAACUCUCUAACAACGCCCAUUGAAAAGAACAUGUUUCACGAAACCAAAAAUGGAAACUAUGAGGUUUUUCUGAAGCCAAUGGAAUCUAUAUAUGUCCCAUUCAUCUACGAACAUUUCAAUAUAAGCAAGGAGGAGGACCUUAACGAAACGAAGGUACUGUUCCGUCGCUGGGACAAUGGAGAGCCUGUGUCCAUUUUGGAUUUGCGUAUUGAUCAAAGGCCGUCAUGUGUUCAUCAGACAAUUCGCUUUUACUCGGAAGCAGCUUGCCAAUUUCAAAAAAACUUGUUGAUUUCGGGAAUCAGAGGAAAUCGUCGGAUUCUCUCAAUUCGAUCAAUAGAUCCAACAAUCAAAGUUGCUCUGAGAAACCGAGGAGUAGAACAAGAACUUGUCAUAAGUGCUUUUUGUGGUGAAGCUGGAAGUAGCCGUGUUAUUCCUCUGAUACUGUAUGCAGAUUCUUAUAUGUAUAGGUAUAAUGAUAGGAAAGUAACUUUUUGA